UUCUUUCUGCCGACCAUGGUAGUGGGAGAGGUCUUCCUUUCGGCGUUCCUGCAAGUGCUGUUUGACCGACUGGCGUCGCCGGAGUUGCUCAACUUUGCUCGGCGAGAGGGGCUUGGAAAGAAGACGGACAUGUGGAGAAAAACAUUGAAAAGAAUUGAGGCGGUCCUUGAUCAUGCGAAUGAGAAGCAGAAUGUUGAGAGGGCAGUGAAAGAUCGGCUGGAUGAUCUCAGAGACUUGGCUUACGAUGUGGAAGAUAUACUCGAUGAGUUCGCCACAGAAGCUUUGCGCCGGAGAUUGACCGGAGGAAAUGAGGCCACCACAACUAAGGUACGGAAUCUCAUUUCUUGUACUUCGACACCUUUUAUGAUCAAAUAUAGGAUGGAGUCAAAGAUACAGGAGAUUGAUGCUCAAUUCAAACAUCUUGUGCAACAAAAAGUUGAACUAAAUUUGGGGGAAAAUGUUCGUAGGAGGUUUCCUGACACAAAACAGAGACUGGCCCCAACUUCUUUAGUGAAUGAAGCCCAUGUUUAUGGCAGGGAAAAAGAUAAAAAGGCUGUAAUUGAUAUGCUGCUGCUGACUGAAAAACAUUGUGAUGCUCAAGUGUCUGUGAUUCCUAUAAUUGGUAUGGGAGGGAUAGGAAAGACAAGUCUUGCCCAGCUUGUGUAUAAUGAUGAAAAAGUGCAAAGUUUUUUUGAUCUCAAAUCAUGGGUUUGUGUUUCUGAAGAUUUUGAUGCUGUUAGGGUGACAAAAACAGUUCUGAAGUCUAUCUCUGUGAGCAGUGAUGACAAUGAUCCGAAUUUGUUGCAAGUCAAACUAAAGGAGAGACUGAAAGGGAAAAAGUUUCUAGUCGUUCUGGAUGAUCUUUGGAAUGAGAACUAUCAGGAUUGGACUAUUUUACGUGCUCCUUUUGAAGCAGGGGCUCCAGGAAGUACGAUUCUCAUCACAACUCGCAAUAAGGGAGUUUCAUUAAAGACGGGUACCAUUCCAGCUUACUCUUUGAAAGUGUUGACAAAUGAUGUUUGUUUGUCUAUAUUGGCCCAUCAUGCAUUGGGGGCAAGAGACUUUAGUGGGCAUCUAAAACUCAAAGAUAUCGCUAAGGGGAUAGUUAGAAGGUGUAAAGGCUCCCCUUUGGCAGCGAAAGUACUCGGAGGCGUCCUACGCAAUAAAGUGGAUCGUGAUGAGUGGGAAGAUGUAUUGAAUAGCAAGAUUUGGGAUAUAGCAGAAGUAAAAAGUGAAAUUGCUCCUGCUCUUAUGUUGAGCUACCACCAUCUCCCUUCACAUUUAAAGAGGUGCUUUGGGUAUUGUUCAAUAUUUCCCAAGGAUUACGUAUUUAAGGAGAAGCAGUUAGUUCUAUUAUGGAUGGCAGAAGGUAUAAUUCAGCCACAAGAAGAAGGAAAACGAAUGGAAGAUUUGGGUAGCAAGUACUUUCAUGCUAUGGUAUCAAGGUCAUUUUUCCAACAAUCAAUGGAGGACGAAUCACUUUUUCUUAUGCAUGACCUCAUCAACGAUUUGGCUCAAUGUGUUGCAGGAGAUAUAUGCUUUCGAAUGGAAGAUAGAAUUGGGGGUAGUAAUGGAAGGAAAAUUCCUAAAAAGGCCCGGCAUGUGUCUUAUAUGGGUGGCAAAUAUGAUGGCACUGGAAGGUUUGAAGCUUUUCUUGAACUCAAAUGUUUACGAACCUUCCUACCUCUUAUGGUUCAAGAUCCAGGGUACUGUUACUUGGCUCAUAAUGUUCCUCUGAAAUUGUUGCCAAAAUUACAGAAGUUAAGGGUGUUCUCUUUAAGUGGAUACCGCAUAUUUGAUCUACCAGAAUCAAUAGGUGAUCUCAAGCAUCUACGGUUCCUCGACCUUUCAUGCACUACAAUCAAAAGCUUGCCUGAAUCAGUAACCACUCUCUACAAUUUGCAAAUAUUGAUAUUGGAGAAUUGCCUUUUUCUAAAGAAAUUACCUUCAAAGUUUGGAAGCCUAGUCAACUUGCGACAUCUCAACAUUCUAGGAGCAAAUGCAUUGGAAGGAAUGCCUCCAGAAAUAGGUAAAUUAACCUGUCUCCAAUCAUUGUCUAACCUAGUUGUAGGAAAAGGUAGUUGUUCUGGGGUAAAAGAGCUAGGGCCAUUGUUACAUCUUCGAGAGACACUUUGCAUUUCAGGAUUACAAAAUGUGAUUAAUCGUGAGGAUGCGAGGGACGCUAGGUUAAUUGAAAAAUGCAAUCUCCAUGGGUUGUCAUUGGAAUGGAGUGGCAACUUGGAUAAGUCACAAGAAAGAACAAGUGAAUUAGAGGUACUUAACAUGCUAGAGCCUCACAAGGGCUUGAAAGAGCUCACUAUCAAGCACUAUGGUGGUGCAGACCUUCCAACUUGGUUAAGAGGCCCUUCUUUUUCUAAUAUGGUGCUCUUGAGGAUUGAAUGCUGCGAGAAGUGCAGAUUAUUGCCACCAGUCGGACAACUACCAUCACUCAAAGAACUUUUUAUUGAUGGCAUGGCCAAUGUGAAAAAUAUUGGUUUUGAGUUUUGUGGGGAAUAUUGCUCUCAACCUUUUAAAUCCUUGAAGACUUUGUAUUUCAAGAAUAUGAAGGAAUGGGAGAAUUGGGUUCCUUGUGAAGAAUUCCCAAAACUGCGUAAGAUUUCUAUUACAAGAUGUCCUAAGCUAGUGGGUAAGUUACCAAACCACCUUCCUUUACUGGAAUAUAUUGAGAUAAAGAGAUGUAGGCAGUUGGUGCUCUCAAUUUCAAGCUUUCUGGAACUCUGCAAACUAGAAAUUGAGGGAUCAAAAGGGGUGGUGCGUAGAAGUAAGAUUGACUUCAACUUGCUAUGCUUCUCUUCUCUUUCAACAAUUUCAGAAUUCACAUGUAAAAUAGAAGGGUUUACCAAGGAAGGAUUAACAAACGUGGAAGAUUUAACUAUUGAAUGGUGUAAGGAGCUGACACCCUUGUGGUCAAGUGAGGUGGGAUUACUACAACAUCUGCCAUGUCUUGGUGUUCUGAAGAUUCGUCAUUGUAUCGACCUAAUUUCUUUGGCGGCAAAAGAAGUAGAAGAGCAGCUACAACUGGGUUUGCCAUCCAAAUUGAGAGCAAUUGAGAUAAGAAAUUGCAAGGUAUUGGAAUCUUUACCCCAAGCAAUGAUGCACAGGAACAAGUAUCUUGAGGAUAUUCAUAUUUGUGAGUGUACUUCACUAACAUACUUUGCAAUAGGGCAACUACCUCCAACUCUAAAGCGGCUAAAGAUAGAAUAUUGUAAUAUGCUGAUUUUGGUGGAUGGGGAUGUCAUCAACAAUUGCGGGAGCAACACAUCUCUUGAGUACUUGGAAAUUGGUUGUUGUCAAUCCCUCAAAUACCUAACAUCAAGUGGGGAAUUACCUGCAACACUUAAAUACCUCCAAAUUUUCAAUUGUAACAAGCUGGAGUCGAUAGCGAAGAGCUUCCAUCACAACUCGUCUCUUGAAGUCAUUGAUAUUAGGAGUUGUGAAAACCUUAAAUCCUUACCUGAGGGCAUACAUAGCGUCAGCAAUCUAGAUCAGAUUUUUAUUAAUGGAUGUCCAACUCUUGUUUCCUUCUCGGAUGGAGGGUUGCUCUCUGCCAACUUGAGAGAACUUACAAUUUCCAAGUGUGAGAAAUUGCAGACUCUACCUAACUGCAUACACAACCUCUCCUCUCUUCAACUAUUGCAAAUACAGGACUGUUCAGGCAUUGUAUCCUUUCCAGAAGUAGGUUUUCCCACCAACCUAACAUCACUUUUUAUCCAUUAUAUGGUGUCGUUUAGUGAGGGCUUUUUUGAGUGGGGAUUGCACAGGCUUACCUCUCUUAAACAACUUGAAAUUGAUGGUGGCUCUUCACAUCUUGUGUCAUUUCCAGAGAUGAUGCUACCUGCCUCUCUAACCAGCCUCUCCAUUAAACACUUCCCGAAUUUGAAAUACCUGUCCUCCAAAGGCUUUCAAUUCCUCACCUCUCUUGAAAAAUUGAGUAUUGGUCGAUGCGAAAAGCUCACAUCCUUUCCAGCGGAAGGCCUGCCUCCCUCACUCCUUCAACUUUAUAUCAUCGGUUGUCCUCUGCUUAAAGAACGUUGCAAGAAAGAUCAAGGACGAGAGUCGUUCCAGAUAGCCCACAUCCCUUACGUUCAGAUUGAUGGGAGGUUCAUAUUAUGACCUAGAAGAGCAGAAUCAGUGUCUCUCAAUUUUAUUUAGAUGCAAGACAAGUAUCAAGAAAUGUAUUCAAAGAUUUGGCGAAGCGGCGAAGCGUUGGGACCCUUUGGAGA
Corylus avellana is the source of this 4244-nucleotide messenger RNA. Lineage: Eukaryota; Viridiplantae; Streptophyta; Magnoliopsida; Fagales; Betulaceae. The record is from RefSeq and is a predicted model, not a curated record.